GCAACAAGUAGUAGAAGAGAUAAGUGGUAACAAAGCUAGUAAUAUGGCUCUCAUCAAGGCUGCUGCCUGCUUCCUGUUCUUCUUUGCCAUCCUCGAUUCCUCCUACGUUUCAGUAGUGGUUGCUCGUGCAAAAUUUCGGGCGACUAUGGCUCCGGCCCCUUCUCCAAUCAUCAUCACACCAGAGUACGCCGGCCCUGCUCCGGAGGCAGAAUUAGCCGCAGUGGCACCCGAAGACUAUGUUAGCAUUAUUUCAUCGGUUGCGCCUGCAGCAUCUCCUCCGGCCACUUUUGCACCGGCUGAACCUCCGAUAAUCAUCACAGCAGCAGAGGACGCCCCUGAAGCUCCGGUACCAGAUGCCGCAUUACCACCCGCAAUUAAUUAAUAUCUUAUUUCUACUUACUGGCCGGGCGCUUGUGUGUGUUCAAUAAUACAAUGGCCACUUCACGUGUUCACUGUUAAGUACGUUGUAAGUCUCGAUCGAUCGGCUUCGAUGGAUCUUGGUGUUCUAAUAAAAAAGCUUAUGUAUGCAGCCAGCUCCAGCUGAGUGUAUUAAUUAAUUGAAUGGUAGUCCGAUCCUUCAUGUUUCACUUUGGUUUAUGUAACGUGGCUGUAUUGUCUACUUAGAUAAAAGUUUGUUAUAGUAUAUGAUCAGUAUCGUCUGAAUAAAAGGCUGCUUUAGUUUCGCAAGCUCUGUCUUAAUUCUCCCACUUUCUCUCUUAAUUGUAAUUUCUAUAUAU
Molecule: messenger RNA, 737 nt
Organism: Linum tenue
Lineage: Eukaryota; Viridiplantae; Streptophyta; Magnoliopsida; Malpighiales; Linaceae
Source: the annotation of a GenBank genome assembly